Messenger RNA from Pisolithus orientalis, 1083 nucleotides. RefSeq lists its product as uncharacterized. NCBI's taxonomy places the organism in Eukaryota, Fungi, Basidiomycota, Agaricomycetes, Boletales, Pisolithaceae. The record is from RefSeq and is a predicted model, not a curated record. The coding region runs from base 1 to 1083 and encodes 360 amino acids. The transcript has 6 exons.
AUGUGUACCAUAAGACAGGCAAAAGAAGCCCUCACCAUCUAUCAGGAAAAGAAGUCAGCUGGUGAACCGAUCCUCAAAGCCCUCAGGCUUUGGCCGGUUGUGAAUGUUUUCUGGAAGGUUGAGAACUUGGAGCCGGAGGAAGCUGUGAGCUUCGACUGCCUCCAUGCUCUGCAUGACAGUCUUUUUGGGCACCACUUACUCGAAGAACUCAAGAUUCUUUUAAGCAAAUUACCGCGUAAGUAUGCAGUGCAACUUGAGGAGCAGCUUGCAGCAUUUCCAAGCUGGCAAGGUUUGGCACACUUCAAUGGCAUCCUACAUGUAAGCUAUGCUGAUGGGAACAAACUCCGAGAUCUCGUGCAGCAAACCUUCUACACUGCUUUGAAUAUUCUGACAAACAAUGUAAGCCGUGAAGGCUACCAGCUCCUAUGGAUGCUCUGCAGCUACUUAGAAUUGGACAGUCUCAUUGGGCUGGACGUGCACAUUGACAAGACCCUUGAAUUGAUAGAGAGGGAGCAGUUGGUUUUUGGGAGUGAGCUAAAGGAGUAUGUCUCCCAUGUGGCUAAUGGUGAGCUAGCAGAACACCUCAAAAUGGACUGGAAUUUUCCAAAGGUCCAUCUUUGGAAACAUGUUGUGUGGGACAUUCAGAAUAAAGGAGCAGCCCAUAACUACAGCACUUGGCCCAACGAGAAAAUGCAUGGCUCACUUAAAGAUGCAUAUCAGGACUGCUCAAAUGGUAAGGACGUUGCUGUUCAGGUCCUUCGUGUUGACCACCACCACUUAGCCAUGAAACUAAUUAGGAACCAGGUGGAUGCUGAAGCCAAUCGUACACAGCAAGAUUGCAAUGAUGAUGAUAUUGAUGGCAGGGGUGAUGAGGAUGUCCUCAUGAGUUUCAGUGAGCAUGUUAAGCUUGGUUCACCACAGUCACCGAAGAGCAUUCAAUCGAUCAUUCGUGAUCAUGCUUCACAGCAAGAAUUCCAAGGUUUCCAUCAGAAGUUUACUUGGUUCGUCAAUCAGUGCCUUCCUAUCUACCUCAAUUGCGACCAGAAUUCUUGGAAAAAUAUCUCAUUUGCCAAAACAUUCUAG